AUGAUUCGUGGAGUUCGACAUCAACCGAAGUUUGACUCGACUAGACAGAACGCUACCGAUUUCGACGCUAAGGAAGAAGUUCGCAUCUGCAUUUGCGGAGAUAAGAUUCACGUCUGCAUGCAUUCACCACUGGUUACACCAGCCAGGAGAAGCUUGAGAAGGAACUUGAGUCGCCAGCUGGAACGUGAUUGUGAGAACGAACGGACGUCAACAACGAAGGAAUUUGAAAAGGCUCUACAAAUACCAUUACACAGCUACAGUGUAUGGAAGUUUUGUGGCGAUCGAAAGCAAUGGAGGUCGGAUUGGGAACCAGGUAAUAGAUUGAUGGCAAUCCACAACACAUCCAUGUUCGUGCGGCUUUUCCAUCUAUGCUCCGGACAUGCCAUAGCACGGAAGAUCUCCAGACGCCAUUACAUCCGAACCUUAAAUAUCGGUGCGUUUCACAUAGCCAAACAUAUCGAAAAAAUCGAAAAAAUAUUCCCACGUUUGGCCGACACAUUUGUCGUAAUGGAAGUAGGGAACGAAUAUCGAGUGCCUUUUGCUCAAAAAAAUGGAGAGAUGAGCUGCUGUGAGUACGAGGACCCUUCAAGGCUUAGAGACAAAACGCAGCAGUUUCUCGUUCUCGAAAUGCGUUACGCUCAAAAUGUACGAUACUUCGAAGACAUACUUCCUGAGAUUCGUUAUCUUCUUGACUUUGCGGAUGAUGUAAAGCAGCAAGGCAACGAAGUGUUACAGCGAUGGAAUAUGAAGAAUCGCGUCAUGUGCGUACAUAUCCGACGGUCAGACUUUGUCCGGUUAAACCUUGCUACCAAUCUGAAUGAAAGUGUGCGAAAAGCACGGAAUAUAGCAAGAAGGCAGAAACUUUCGCAGUUCCUGAUUUUUGGAGAUGAUGUGGAUUUCAUGAGAAGAAUGGCUGAGAGAAUGUUACCAGACAAAGUCUUCUUUUCAACGUUCACUGAAGGAAUAGACUUCUUUUUGGCGUCGAAGAUAUGUGGAGGAAUGCUGAUGACAACGCCGAUGUCGACAUUCGGCUGGUGGCUGUCAUUUUUUGCCCCUAAUCAAGAUGCCAUAUUCUUUAACAACGAUAGUACGACGAUGGACGACAAAUAUAUCAGCCAAGAUUUGUUUCUACCAUCAUGGAAGCCAUAUGUGGAUAAAAUACGGUAG
Messenger RNA from Necator americanus (New World hookworm), 1167 nucleotides. RefSeq lists its product as uncharacterized. The record is from RefSeq and is a predicted model, not a curated record. The transcript is spliced from 11 exons. Gene Ontology annotation, cellular component: membrane. The coding region runs from base 1 to 1167 and encodes 388 amino acids. Gene Ontology annotation, molecular function: galactoside 2-alpha-L-fucosyltransferase activity. Gene Ontology annotation, biological process: carbohydrate metabolic process. Lineage: Eukaryota; Metazoa; Nematoda; Chromadorea; Rhabditida; Ancylostomatidae.